Messenger RNA from Suillus paluster, 1404 nucleotides. Its product is annotated as L-Aspartase-like protein. Bases 1 to 1404 code for a protein of 467 amino acids. The record is from RefSeq and is a predicted model, not a curated record. Lineage: Eukaryota; Fungi; Basidiomycota; Agaricomycetes; Boletales; Suillaceae. The transcript is spliced from 5 exons. Gene Ontology annotation, molecular function: catalytic activity.
AUGCCCGACAUCAUGCCCGAGCUCAUUGUGUCCACGCCGAGAACACUCCUCACUCGGCAUGAGGAGCAACAAAAACCUUCUUCUUCUUCUUCUUCUAUGAGCUUGAUCCGGACAAACAUAUUCUCUACGCCAGCCAUCUCCUCCAUCUGGUCAGACACCCAACGCACUGCCUAUUAUCUCCUCUUCGAAGCGUCCCUAGCGUCCGUCCAGGCAGAUAUUGGAAUCAUUCCCCGCCAGGCAGCCGAUGCCAUCCUCGACUUCUGCCAUGUCACCAACAUAGACUUCGAGGAACUAAGAAUACAAACAGAAAAGAUAGGGUACCCCGUCCUUGGGGUAGUCAAGCAGAUAGUCCAGAAAGUAAACUGCCUCGAGCCUGGUCUAGGCGAAUGGGCUCACUGGGGUGCUACCACCCAGGAUGUCACUGACACCGCAACAAUCCUGCAACUUCGCGAUACUCUCAAUCUCGUUUCCGAUGCGCUAAACACCAUCACCUCUGACCUCCACCGUCUCUGCCAAACUCACAAAACUACACUCAUGGUUGCUCGCAGCAAUCUCCAGCAAGCCGUACCCAUGACCUUUGGUUUCAAAAUGGCGCGCCUCCUCGCUACCUUCGAACGGCACAAACAGCGCCUUGCAGAAAUAAAACCCCGUCUCCUCGUGCUCGAGUUCGGCGGCGCUGCAGGGACGCUUGCCACUAUCAAAGAUGGCCGGGGUCUCGAAUGCCAAGCAGCUCUCGCCCAGAAACUUGGCCUUGCAGUUCCAGAGAUCGCGUGGCACACAGAGCGUGAUCGCAUCGCCGAAGUUGGCGGCUUUUUCGCCCUUCUCACGGGCACCUGUUCUAAAUUCGCCAUGGACGUCAAGCUCAUGAUGCAAACGGAAGUCGGGGAAGUUUCAGAGCCGUUCUAUCCGCAUCCGCGGUUCUUCUUCAACAAUGCCCCAGAAGCCGCAACUGUGCGUCAGCUCUCUACUGCGCUGUACGACGCCAUGGUCGAGGACCACGAACGCUCAACAGGGCCUUGGGAGAUUGAAUGGAUCGUGCUCCCACAGAUCUGUACUCUCACGCAUGCUGCGUUAUUGAAAACGUCCGAGCUCAUUGCGGGGUUGGAAGUUCAUUCAGACGUUAUGAAGAAUAACUUGGAAAUAACAAGAGGCGGCGUGGUAAGUGAGGCUGUGAUGAUGGGCCUCGCUCCAAAAUUAGGAAGGCAGUUUGCACAUGAUUUGGUAUAUGAACUGUGCAGGCGGAGCGUGCAGGAGGAUGUCCCAUUGUUGACACUACUCUAUGCGGAUGAUAAAGUUCGGGAGAGUGGGUUGUCGAAGGAGGAGCUUGAGGGGCUCUGCGAUCCAUCCAAUUACACGGGGCUGUCCGUGGAAAUGGUUGACCGCGUUUUAGCAGGUACCGAGUAA